Molecule: messenger RNA, 3707 nt
Organism: Castor canadensis (American beaver)
Lineage: Eukaryota; Metazoa; Chordata; Mammalia; Rodentia; Castoridae
Gene: Dact1
Product: dishevelled binding antagonist of beta catenin 1
Biological process (GO): negative regulation of canonical Wnt signaling pathway; negative regulation of JNK cascade; regulation of Wnt signaling pathway, planar cell polarity pathway
Cellular component (GO): cytoplasm
Source: RefSeq, a predicted model, not a curated record
CGCCAGGCGGGGUGGCCGGGCCGCCGUGCGUGACGUAGCGCCGGCCAGGGCGUUAUCAGCUGCGGGGCGCGCGGACAGCGGACGGACGGCGCCGCCCGGGCCGGGUCUGCUGCAGCCGGCUGCGGCGCGCGCGCGCGCGGGACCCGAGCGCUUGUGGCCUCCGCCCCGCCGCGGGGCAGCAUGAGCCGGGCGUCCUCCGCCCGGGCGGCCCCGCUGCGGUGACGGGUGCUCGCUGUCGGGGUAGGGGCCAUGAAGCCGAGCCCGGCCAGCGCGGCCAGGGAGCUGGAGCCGCAGGCACAGGCGCCGGCCCGGGGCGAACAGCGUGUGGCGGAGGCCGAGGGGCGCUGGCGGGAGAAGGGCGAGGCGGACACGGAGCGGCAGCGCACCCGAGAGCGCCAGGAGGCCACGCUGGCCGGGCUGGCGGAGCUGGAGUACCUGCGCCAGCGCCAGGAGCUGCUGGUCCGCGGUGCCCUGCGCUGCGCCGGGGGCGCGGGGACCGCGGCGCGGGGCGCCGGGGAGCUGCCGGGGGACGUGGCGCAGCGCAGCCGCCUGGAGGAGAAGUUCUUGGAGGAGAACAUCUUGCUGCUGAGGAAGCAAUUGAAUUGUUUGAGGAGAAGAGAUGCUGGUUUGUUGAAUCAGUUGCAAGAACUUGACAAGCAGAUAAGUGACCUGAGACUGGAUGUAGAAAAGACAUCUGAAGAGCGCCUAGAGACAGACAGUCGACCUAGCUCAGGGUUUUAUGAGCUGAGUGAUGGGGCUUCAGGAUCUCUUUCUAAUUCCUCUAACUCGGUAUUCAGUGAGUGUCUAUCCAGUUGUCAUUCCAGCACCUGCUUUUGCAGCCCCUUGGAGGCAACCUUGACUAUCUCAGAUGGUUGCCCCAAAUCUGCAGAUGUGAAUCCCAAGUACCAGUGCGAUCUGGUGUCUAAAACCGGGAAUGACGUUUAUCGCUAUCCCAGUCCACUUCAUGCGGUGGCUGUGCAGAGCCCCAUGUUUCUUCUUUGUCUGACCGGCAACCCUCUGAGGGAAGAGGAGAGGCUUGGCAGCCAUGCCAGUGACAUUUGCGUUGGAUCUGAACUAGAUGCCACCAAAACAGACAGUUCCUUAUCAUCCCCAAGCAGUCUGUGGUCUGCGUCCCAUCCUUUAUCCAGCAAGAAAAUGGAUGGCUACAUUCUGAGCCUGGUGCAGAAGAAAACACACCCUGUAAGGACCAACAAACCCAGAACCAGUGUGAAUGCCGACCCCACGAAAGGGCUUCUGAGGAAUGGGAGUGUGUGUGUCAGAGCCACUGGUGGCAUGCCCCAGGUCAGUGGUGUGACCCUUAAGAAUGCCAAACAGGGGUGCUUGCCCUCUGGGGGAAUUCCCUCUUUGGACAACGGGGUUUUCUCCCCUCUGAAGCAGUGGUCAAAAGACUCAAAGGCAGAGCAGCUGGAAGGCAAGAGGCUGCCACCACCUGAGGUCUGUGCAGAACCCCAAAGCAAACAUGUCUCCCAGAACGCCAAGGCAGCCCACCAAGAGCAUGCAUGGUGUCCCACCACUGCAACUGAGGAGUGCCUUAAAGAAGGCAGUCAGCUCUCCGGUGCCCCUGAGAAAGAAAGCCCUGGCCGAAGUCCAGUCUCCCCACCAGAGAGCAAAGUCCCACAGCCACCGAAAAAGAUGCUGCAGAAAAGCAGCCUGCAGGCCAUCCCUGCGCCCGCACUGCCUCCGCUGCUGCCUCCAGCCUUCGCGGUAGAGGAGAGGCCGACCGUAGACUUCAAAAGCGAGGACUCUUCGCAGAGCCUAGAGGAAGGACACCUAGUCAAAGCUCAGUUCAUCCCGGGGCAGCAGGCGGGCAGCAGGCUCCACCGCAGCCACCGCAACACGGGCGUGGCGAGAAGCUCCACCCUGAAGCACCGGAGCCAGGGACUGCAGGGGCUAGAGAGUGGCCUGCCCACCGUCAGGGAGAAGACCCGGGCAGCCAGCAAGAAGUGUCGCUUCCCUGAUGACUUGGAUACAAAUAAGAAACUCAAGAAAGCCUCUUCCAAGGGCCGGAGGAGCGGGGGCGCACUGCCUGAGGCCGGUCUUCCGGGCAGGUCCCUGGGCGCAGGCGGCCACAGGGCGGGGCUCAGGGCGCACGGCCACGCGCGCGAGGCGGUGGUGGCCAAGCCGAAGCACAAGCGCACUGACUACCGACGCUGGAAGUCCUCGGCCGAGAUCUCCUACGAAGAGGCGCUGCGGCGGGCUCGCAGGGCCCGCAGGGAGCCCGUGGGCAUGUACCCCGUGCCCGUGGCGCUGCCCUACGCCAGUCCCUACGCCUACGUGGCCAGCGACUCCGAGUACUCGGCAGAGUGCGAGUCGCUCUUCCACUCCACCGUGGUGGACACCAGCGAGGACGAGCGCAGCAACUACACCACCAACUGCUUCGGCGACAGCGAGUCCAGCGUGAGCGAGGGCGAGUUCGUGGGCGAGAGCACCACCACCAGCGACUCCGAGGAGAGCGGGGGCCUCAUCUGGUCCCAGUUUGUCCAGACUCUGCCAAUCCAGACAGUCCCGGGCCCGGACCUUCACAACAAUGCCACGAAAACCUUUGUCAAAAUCAAGGCCUCGCAUAACCUCAAGAAGAAGAUCCUCCGCUUUCGGUCUGGCUCUUUGAAACUCAUGACCACAGUUUAAGUCUCAUCGUUGGUGUAGAAAGUGUUCCCUCACCACCCACCCAUUUCUGAAGGAAAAAAAAAAAAAAAGAAAAUUCCUAAUUUUUGUGUAAUAACUGUCAUAGGGUGCUUCUCUUUUAUUAAGAUAAAACCUAGUUAAAUUGUGUCUCAUCUUCGUUAUACAUGGACGCUAGUGCCUUUAACGGACGGUAACGGAUGUGUUGCUAGCUAGAAGUCGGUAUUGAGGUUUUAAUGGUGGUGAUAGUGAAUGAAUUUUAGGGUAGCAGCUGAUUAUUAUUUUAAAUUUUCUCAGCAUCUGGCAAAGGUACUGGUUUUAAUGGUCAAGUUUUUUUGGGAUGGCAACUUUUGAUAUCAAAGUCAGGUGGGUGGAAUUUUAGGACUUAAAUUUGCUCUUUGUUCAGGGCAGUGUCUCCACAAGGGCUUUCCUGUUGAAGGGCAUUACAUAUAGUUGUACAGUUUUGUGACGUAGGUAGAGAGGCAGUCAUUGUUUCCUGUAAGUUUUUUGGUUUUUUCUUUUUGGAGUAUAGUCUACAUUUCUCAGAUGUUUCUUCACCCUAUUUUCAUCUCUGAACUGUUCCGUUUAUUGAACUCAGAACUUGUAGACCAGAUCCUAAGUCCAGAUAUGGCAACCUGGAUAGGGAGUCACAAAAACUUUUGCCACACUUGGUGCCUCGGCCCUGGUUACAGUAACCCCCUUUUGGGCCAUAUAACCAGUAUAGUGAUGCCUUUCUCUGCAUCCCUGAUUUGUAGCCAAUACAAUCAUUUGUCCUUUGGAGGACGUGCCUUUGGUCCUCUGGUACAGAGAAAUUCACUCUUGAUGAACUUACUUUUGGGCAUGACUCCAUGCCCAGAAUUGCUCACUGAGCACUGUGCCACCUAAGCAUUGGCCUAAACGUUAGUGCAAUCUAGUCCAGAUUGGACCACUGACCCUAUCUGGAAGGGCUUUUUUUUUUAAAAAAAAUUUUUUUGGUGAACAGUAUUGUGUAAAAUUGCUUUUUAUACCAAUAUAUGCAUGUUUUGUGCAUGAUUAGUAUUUGUUUUGAUAUUACUGUUGUUAAA